CGACCUCGACCGAUUCCAUUUCAUCCGACUUAAAUGAUUUAAGUUUAAAUAACACUUCCACAUCACCUGCUUCGUCGCCGCCAUCUUCAUCUAAAGUUAAUCGUCUACCACAAUCUGGUCCAAUUACUGUCUUCAAAAGUAUCAGAUUAACAGAUCAGCUGUGUAUGGGAGGAUUUACUUAUCAAGUCAAAGAUACUUUGAAAGAUGAGAUCAGAUGGACAUGUAAAGAAAGACGUAAUAAAAAAUCACCUUGUCGUAAAGCGAUUAAUACAACAAAGAAUUCAGGAACUGAACAAAAUCCUAGUUAUUCAUUUGUCAGUUCAAAUUCAAUGGCACACAAUCAUCCGCCAGACGAAGAUAGUCAAGUAGUUUCAACGUUUAAAUCUAAAUUAAAACAAGUCGGUCAAGCAAAUCGUAGCGCACCACCCACUAAAUUAUACAAUCACCUUGCUACUGAAAUGAAGUUAAGUGAUAAACAGAUGGGAAUGCUGACAAGAUCUGACACCUUAAGUAAGUCUCGCGUUGUUUUUCUGUAACUAUAUUAUAAACUUGUCUCUUUCGUUUAGGGAAAACUG
Messenger RNA from Didymodactylos carnosus, 575 nucleotides. The record is from the annotation of a GenBank genome assembly. NCBI's taxonomy places the organism in Eukaryota, Metazoa, Rotifera, Eurotatoria, Philodinida, Philodinidae.